ACACAUUGCACACUGCAGGGCAGGCAUAGGAGCAGAACACUAUCACCACACACAGCCAGCUAUGGGCUAGUCUGUGCCAAGCAGCUUCUGCCCAUUGCUGGCCACGUUCCUGCCCUGCCAGGGGAUUUCCAAUUUUCCAUACACAGUAGUGUCAUCUACUUUCCUUUCUGUUCACACUGGAUUUGGUGGUGAAGACAGAAACGUGCUCAGCAGAUCUGCCAGAAAGUCUACUACUAUACUAGGAUGGAAGACAUGGAUACACAAGAUGAAAUGGAAAACGUCAUCCCGGAGUUGGUGGAUUUCCUUUGCCAGGAUGUAGACUGGUUAGUUGGGAAGGUCCAGGCUCUGCUGCCUGACACAGAUCUUCAGCCCAUUCUGCAGAGAGCAGAUGAGAGAGGAAGGGUCUCUGCUCUUAUUCAGAUGCUGAGGAAGCUUCAUGUGAAGGUGUGGAAGGCUCUUAUAGAUUGCAUCUGCAUGGAAUGUCCUCUUCCCAUGGAACUCGAGGUGCAACUACUCAGCCUGACUGGACAAGGAUCAGGUGAAGUGAGUUUGAGAAGCUCCUUGUCAAAUGAGGACAGUAGAGAGCGGAGGAAACAAGAAUCUGCUGAGCGUUACAAAGAGCAGAUAAGAUGCUCCUUGCUGGAAAAGUAUGGAUUUAAGGUUGCAGGGGAUCCUAAAGGACAGUUCCAUCCAAUGUUUAUUGAUCCAUUAAUCAAAGAGAUCAAGAUGUCCAAGGACCAUUCUAGAAGGAAAGGUGAUGCUGACAGAAGCUCAGCUACAGAGGACAGUUUCGACACAGUAAAAAUAAUCAAUCUCUUUAAGAGAACCAGCCUCAAGAAAACUCAUGUUAUUUUACUGGUGGGAAUGCCAGGCACUGGUAAAACAAUGCUAACUCACAGAAUCUGCUACGAAUGGGCACGUGGGCAAUUCAGCCAGUUUACGCUGAUUUUUCUCUUUGAGUUUCGGCAGCUGAAUCUGAUCAGCAAACACUUCUGUCUCAGGGAACUUUUGUUCAACUUGUUUCUUAUGCCGGAAUUGGAUUCCGAAGAAGUGUUCGAAUAUGUCCUUCAGAACCCCCAGAAGGUUCUCAUCAUAUUUGAUGGACUGGAUGAGUUUAAUGGACAAUUUGCAAACAGUCCUCUUAACAUUAACCCUGACAUCGGCCAAAUCACCACCACCUGCCAGUUGUUUUCCUGCAUCUUUUACGGGGCAGUUUUGCGGGGAUGUACUGUUGUCGUCACCUGCAGAUCGAAAAUAUUAAACAGCCUUCCGCUAGAUUCCGUAAACCGCGUUGCUGAUGUCCUGGGCUUCGAUAAAGAGCGAGUCGAACAAUAUGUUGUUGAUUUUUUCCACACGAGUGCACUGAAAGGCAAAGUAUUGUUCCAUUUGCGAGACAAUAAAAAACUACUGCACAUGUGCUUUGUGCCCGCUUUAUGCCACAUUGUGUGUGUGUGUUUGGAACAUUUGCUACACACUUCAUCAGUGAAGUCAGGUCUUCCACAGACGAUAACGCAAUUCUAUGUGGAAAUGCUAAAGAUUUUUAUCCGGAAAAGGCUGACGUCUUUGGCGGAUGAGGCGACGACACUGAAAACAUUCAGACCGUUAAUCUACGACUUGUCUGAGCUCGCGCUUAUCGGAAUUGACAAAAACAAGACCGUAUUUUAUGUAGGAGAAGUUUCGGCAGAGCUGCAGGGCUUCGCCACCGCUCACGGACUUCUGUCAAUGUUUGACGUCAAGAAGUUUGAAGGUGACAAAGAUGUGGGCUAUUCCUUUGUUCACCUCAGCGCUCAGGAGUUCUUUGCUGCUUUGCACUUGAUGAUAAAUGAGACAGUCACAGAAACUACCCUGCACAAAAGGCUUUCCCUAAAAUCAAAGUGGAACUUGAAACAUAAGACAAAGGAUGAACUCACAGACAAUUUUCAUAUAUUCCUUUCCGGGCUGGCGUCCGUGGACUGUCGGACAUUUCUGUAUGAGUUAACACAACAAAGCGAGAACCUGAUACAAACUAAACAAAAAAAGAUUCUGGAGUCUCUCGUGCGAUUGGCAGACACCCAGCUGACAGGGCCCAAGGUAAUCGAGUUGUGUCACUGUGCUUAUGAGACCCAGGAUGAGAAUUUGGCCCAGAAGGUUGGGAAGCACCUAGCACAGAAAUAUGAGCUGAAGAAUUUCAGAAUUACCCCAGUGGAUAUGACUGCUUUGAUGUUUGUUGUUAAACAUGGGUCAUGUCUGGUUUCGUUAGAUUUUGCAGGAUGUCCAAUGGAGCUGGACUGCCUGGAAAUCUUAGGAGCAUGUCACAACAUACAAAGUUUAAGUUUCAGAAACAGAAAAUACGGUGAUGCGUUUGCCUACGCACUUUCUCCGGUGAUAUCUGACAUGGAAUAUCUGAGGAAAAUCAGGUUGACCACAGGACGACUUACAGCCGGUGGAGUUGCGGUUUUGAUGAAGUCUUUCCUCGGCUGCAUGGCACUGCAGGAAAUACACUUGCAGAAUAACCACCUAAAGACAGAGGACAUGGUCACAUUCGUCUCAUUAUUUUCUAAGAUGGAGCAUUUAAAACUUUUGGACCUGAGCCACAAUGAGAUACAAGUGACGGGUGUCCUCACAUUGAUAAAGGCAGCUGUCAUGUGCCCCAGCACAGACAAUGUACAGAUAACAGGGGACACGGCUGCAAUCAUUUUCUCCUCAGAAAACUGUCGCCCUGAAAGCUCUCCACAGCUCAAGAAAGCUAGAAACGAAGUUACUGGGAUGAGAAAGAAAAGACUGAGUCUUCAAAACUGUAACCUGACCCCGGAGCACGUUCCUUUGCUGCUUGAGUUACUCACAGGCUCCCAACUUUCUCACUUAAAUUUAUCUGGUAAUCCUCUUGGAGAUGGUGGCUGUAAACUGCUCAUUGAGGGCCUGCCCAAUAUACCAAUAUCUGGAGAACUGGAGCUUAACAAGACACAGUUAUCUGAAGAAGGAAUAUUUCACCUUGUGUGUUCCAUGCUGUCCUGCCUCAAUGUAAAACACAUAUUUGUCAGCGGCAUACAGCAGACGGCAGAGAUCGGUUUCUCUACUGGCAGUGACGAUGGGCACAGAGAUAUCAGGAUAACUGGCUUUAAAUAUUACCGGAGAGGUUUGGAGAAGCUGUGCGCAAUACUACAACAGUGCAGCAAGUUAGCACAUUUGGACUUGUCUGACAACAGCUUACAAAACGCCGAGAUCUGUCAAGUGACCCAGAUUCUUCCUGAGCUAAAAAGGCUGCGCUCAGUCAAUCUGAGCGGUAACGGCAUCUCUCUGGGUGGGAUUAUACACCUGGCCACGUCUUUGUCUGUGGUGGAGAACCUGGCCGAUGUCACUAUUAGCUUUGGGAGCCGUCAAAUUGUGCUGCUAACAUUACAGGACAGUAGCAGGGAGGAGUCUUUCCUAGUACACAAUGAAAACACAUCAGCGCCACCUCAAUCGCCCAAAGCGUUCAGCCUGACAGGAUACAGCAUGACUUCCCGGAAGCUGCAGAGUCUAUUGCAGGUGCUGGUGCAAUGUUCUGCUCUCACACAGAUAAAUCUCUCUGGCAAUGCACUGAGCUACCACAUGAUGGAAUCCCUGCUGACACAUCUGCCGCAUUUCCACAAUCUGACGUUUCUCAACAUCAGUAAAAGUGACCUUUCCCCAGACUGUGUUUUAUUACUCGCUGACUCCAUUAACCUCUGUGACCGCAUUACAGAGGUGGAUGUGAGGUCUGCUGAAGACAUGUGCUUGCAUUUACAAAGGCAACAUAAGGCAAGCAAGGUUAUCUGCAGGUUAAACAAUUGUAAAAUUAGCAGGAAGGAUGUGACGCCCCUUCUGACAGCGUUCCAGCGGAACCCUAACCUACUGGAAGUAAGCAUGUGCAUAAACCAUUUAUCAGAGGAUGGCGUCCUUGUGUUACUGUCUACUCUCAGUUCCUGGAGGAAUGUUGCAGAGAUCAACGUCUGUUUAAAUCCAAAAGAAACAAUCCAUGUUGUAUUUUCACCUUCUGGAGACUCAUUGAGGAAAAUAAGAUUAAAUGGAUGCAAUUUCCAAGCAGAACAUCAUUCUAAGCUGUGGGCCGUGCUGGAGAAUAGUUACAAUAUCACACAUUUUAUAUCAAAGAGGAACAAUAUAGCUUUGGAUGAUGUGAAGGAUUGUCUAUCAGUGCAGUCACAAAUAUCUCAUGAUUUCACCUUAAGUAUUGAUGAGCCAUGGGUGGGAGGAGAGAAUUUAAUGUCACUUGUCCAUCACAUCACCCAGACUCCUGCAAAUAUCAAGGGUAUCAGCAUAUGUGAAAAUAAAGUUACCAUAAAGCUGAACGGUUGGGUAGACAGUAAGGACAGGAGCAAAGGAUCACAUUUUCAAGCACUGAGAUCAUUAAGGUUUAAUCUCUGCGGACUGGAAAUAUAUAAUCUGGAUUGUCUAAACCCAGUAAUUAAGAAUGGUACAUGUCUUACGGAGUUGAACUUAUCGCACAAUUGUCUCGGUGAUAGAGGCGUGCAGAUCGUUGCAGGGUUUCUGGGUUCCCUUCCGGCCCUGAAGAUGAUUAAAUUGGCUUCUACACAGAUGUCCCAUGUCGGCCUAACAGCUCUUACAGACAGCCUGAUUCAUUGCAAAUCAGUCCAAAAUAUUGAUGUCUCCAGUAACUGUGUUGGUGAAGAGGGAGCGUUAUCUUGCACACAUUUGCUUACUCAGAAGAGGAACCUCAAUGUCAUAAAUGUAUCCGGAUGCUUUUUGGUGACUUCUGCUGGAGGAAGACAAUUUAUUGCAGAGUUAUCCCAGUGUCCGGAGCUGCAGGAGAUACACUUACAAUCUAUGGCGCUGGAUGACGCCACUCUCCCCACUUUGUUCCAAGGAUUUCCGCAGGCGUCAUUAAUAAGGAAGCUAAUGCUUGGCAAUAACAAUAUAACCCAUGCAGGUGUUUAUUAUCUGGCAGAGAGUUUGGCUCGCUGUACCAACAUGGAGAGCAUGGAUUUAUCAGGAAUUCGGUUUGAAACUGAAGCAAUUGUUUGUCUAGCAAAAGUUCUUCCGCAAAUGCCCCAAUUAAAAGCUCUCAGCCUGGGGUCCUGCGGUCUAGGGGAGUGCUCUGAAAGUUCCUUCGUGGAGUUGCUGGUAUCCCUUCCGCAGCUUGAAGACAUCAGCUUAUCAAAUAACACAUUCAGCGAACACGACUUACUGAGACUUACAGAUGGACUUCUGCAUUUCAAAUUGCUAAAGAAAAUUAACUUAAAUUUGUGUGGCGUAUCAGACGCUGUGUGCAGAUCCCUGGCAGGGGCGUUGGUAUGCUGUCAGAAUGUGGAAGAAAUCAUAUUGUCUUGGAACAGAAUCGGCGAUGGUGGGGCGCGUGCUCUGUCUGCUGCUUUAAAGCACACGCGAAAACUGAAGACGUUGGAUCUGGAGAGAAACCAGAUCAGAGAACAUGGUGCUGAAGCCGUGGCUCAAGCAUUAAGCGUCUGUCUUUGGAUAAAAGUAGUACGUUUGUGGCACAAUCAAGUCUCAAAGGAAAUAGAAAACAUGUUGCAGAAAGAAAAUCCAAGACUCCGCUUCCAUUGAAUAACAGAAGAAGGUCCUUUUUGAUUUGCAGGUCAAAUGAAAUGGAAACUUAGGGCUGGCAUUGCCGCAGGCUCUUCUGAUUAGGCCGAGCCUGCAUUUUGUCCAAACUGUAUGUUUCCGAGUAUUUGCACUUUUACUUGGCAGUUGUGCUGCCGCUGUAUACUUACUGUAUGUGACAAGAUUGCACUCGCGUUGUAUAUAAAUAGUGAUUUAGCUAAAAUGUUGGCAGCUAUCCUCGUGUGCGCAUCAGUCUGCACUACUUGCGGAGCGGUUUGCUCUACGCGCUUUGUGUUGGAGUCGGAUCAGCGUUGCUGCAUGCAUGGUACAGGGUGUGUGCAGCGCAGCAAUGUUUCAGCACACCUGGGGGCUAUUUCAGAUCCUGAAGUUUCGUGAAAAUGGAGGCGUGUCACUGACGUUUAGGCGGAGAGAAAAGGCCAGGAUCUCCAUUGUUGUAGGGACAUUUCCUGGCCUCUUACGAGGAUCUGCGAUGGGUGGCUUGCGCAAUCCCCAUGGGUGCCGCAAGCCGCCUGAUGGUGUCGUAGUGAUCCAAGGACGCAGCUUGGAUCACUACUGCGGGAUCCGGUCUGAAGAUCGACACUGUCUAGGUCGACAAUGUUUAGGUCGACCACUAUUGGUCGACAGUCACUAGGUCGACAUGGUUUCAAGGUCGACAGGGUUUCUAAGUCAACAUGUUCUAGGUCGACAGGUCAAAAAGUCGACAUGACUUUUUCACAUUUUUUUCCAACUUUUUCAUACUUAACGAUCCACGUGGACUACGAUUGGAACGGUAAUCACCUUGCCCGAAGCAUGGCGAGCGAAGCGAGCCAUGCGAGGGGACACGGUGCACUAAUUGGACUUUCCGGUCACUGUACAGAGAAAACGACACAAAAAAAACACGAAAAUCUCAUGUCGACCUUUUGAACUGUCGACCUAGACCAUGUCGACCUAGAACCCCUGACGACUUUCCAACCCUGUCGACCUAGUGCCUGUCGACCUAUAAUGGUCGACUCAAAGUUUGUCGACCUAGAAACUGUCGAUGCAAUAAUCCACACCCCACUACUGCAGCAGGAGGCAUCUACUUAUAAACGACGCCUCCUGCUGCAGUUCCAUACAGCGCUAUCACUGCCGCUGCCAUAGAAGUGAUAGCACCUCCUACCACAUCUGAAUGAGCCCCCUGGUACCACACACAGAAGGACUCCUUUGCUGUUACGGUUAAGUGUACCAAACUACUGUAAUCAAUAAGGCGCUUGUUUCCUAAUUAGCAGAAGACUGUUGAAGACUAAUUGCUGUUUGGCUAAUUGCUGAUUGUUCCAAUCCACACAAAUCCCAUGUGCUCCCUUGGGAUUAAAUUGCAGCACUCGGGGGGGAAAAGGGGAAAAUAAAAAAAUAUAUAGCAAGACAGUAUUGCUAAAGUUUAUAAAACAAACUGCACUACACCUAUUUAAUACAUACUGUAAUACUUGAGAAAGAAAAGCACAAGCCAUAGCUUGAGUUAUUUGAUGUACUAUGGGGGUAAUUCCAAGUUGAUCGCAGCAGGAUUUUUGUUAGCAAA
Pseudophryne corroboree (corroboree frog) is the source of this 7093-nucleotide messenger RNA. It is a transcript of the gene NLRC5, whose product is annotated as NLR family CARD domain containing 5. Gene Ontology annotation, biological process: intracellular signal transduction. The coding region runs from base 244 to 5541 and encodes 1765 amino acids. Gene Ontology annotation, molecular function: protein binding; ATP hydrolysis activity. The transcript has 45 exons. Lineage: Eukaryota; Metazoa; Chordata; Amphibia; Anura; Myobatrachidae. The record is from RefSeq and is a predicted model, not a curated record.